Molecule: messenger RNA, 1403 nt
Organism: Oncorhynchus gorbuscha (pink salmon)
Lineage: Eukaryota; Metazoa; Chordata; Actinopteri; Salmoniformes; Salmonidae
Product: RNA-binding protein with multiple splicing-like
Exons: 9
Coding region: 361-942 (193 amino acids)
Molecular function (GO): mRNA binding
Source: RefSeq, a predicted model, not a curated record
CGUCAAGGUCUGCCUUGCCGUAGUGCAGUUAAAUGAAUAGUUAUUUUCAUCUCACUCCUCGGGGCGCGCAGUGGUUCUGGAAAGAUUUCCUAGGAAUAUUGCAUUCUAAUGAGGAAUAUGUCGUCGUGUUAACGGGUUAUCUAGAUCUAUAUCCAGAACCAUUUCAAUAUUUAUCAGUUUAUCUGUCAGUUGACUUUUAACAUUGACUUAUUUUAUUAAUGCCGGGAAACUAGGAACAAGCUAGAGGUACAAUAGCUUACACAGGACAGCGGUCGGCACACGGCUUGUUCUUCUGUUUUCUCCAGAGAAGGAUAGAACCAAACAAAAGGCGGUCCAAGAUAAAGAGAUAACUGUCUCACAAUGAAUAACAAUACUGAGAAAGAGAACGAAUCGAAUGAAUUCACCAGUCAUGAAGAGGAGGUCCGCACGUUAUUUGUCAGUGGACUACCUCUGGAUAUAAAGCCGCGGGAGCUGUAUCUCCUGUUCAGACCAUUUAAGGGUUAUGAGGGAUCAUUGAUAAAACUCACCUCAAAACAGCCAGUGGGGUUUGUCAGCUUUGACAGCCGAUCAGAGGCAGAAGCUGCCAAGAACGCCUUGAACGGUGUCCGCUUCGACCCGGAGAUCCCCCAGACUCUGCGGCUGGAGUUUGCCAAAGCCAACACCAAGAUGGCCAAGAACAAGCUGGUGGGCACUCCCAACCCUCCUCCCUCCCAGCAGAGCCCUGGCCCACAGUUUAUCAACAGAGACCCAUAUGAGCUCACAGUACCCGCUCUGUACCCUGGCGGCCCAGACAUGUGGGCGUCAUACCCGCUGUACCCGGCGGAGCUUUCGCAAGCCCUCCCUCCUGCUUUCACCUACCCCUCCUCACUUCACACUCAGAUUCGCUGGCUCCCUCCUGCAGAUGGAACUCCCCAGGGAUGGAAGUCCAGGCAGUUCUGUUGAGGUUCAUGAUGUGUGAUGGUGGCCACGGUCGGCCUUGAUGGUGUUGCUGGCGGUUCUCAUGUCCAAACCAGGAGGAUUCCUGACCUUGUUUACCGCACAGUGGACCGUUGGCAACAACAACCUCACGGGCCUCAGGACAUUCCAGACCCAAGCCGCCAUCACACAUCGCCCCCCCACCCUGCUACAACCCCCUUUUUAUACUGUUACAUACUCAAGAAUUACUGAUGACACUUUGGUUCCAGUCCAAUACAUAAGACCUUAUGAUGCCUUAUGAGAAUGACAUAGUCUAACAUACAGACUAUGUUCCAAUAUCCCUGCUAGCACAUACACUACGGUUCAAAAGUUUGGGGUCACUUAGAAAUGUCCUUGUUUUUGAAAGAAAAGCACUUUUUGUUUUUUCAUGAAAAUAACAUCAAAUUGAUCAGAAAUACAGUGGAGACAUUGUUAAUGUUGUAAAUGAC